Molecule: messenger RNA, 579 nt
Organism: Strongylocentrotus purpuratus (purple sea urchin)
Lineage: Eukaryota; Metazoa; Echinodermata; Echinoidea; Camarodonta; Strongylocentrotidae
Exons: 7
Coding region: 70-579 (169 amino acids)
Source: RefSeq, a predicted model, not a curated record
CGGAACAGGACUAUCUUUGAUGAUCGGUUGAAUAGGAGAGACCCUGAGGCGUAUGCCGUACCUACGUCUAUGCUGAGGGCCACCGCUAUUGUUUACUACACAGGAAAAUUCUUCGUGAGCGAGUUAUCUCAGAUCGCCCCCGUUGAUGAAACUGUGCUGGUAUACAUCAAGGCAUACAAUGACGGUGUGCCGUUGGAAGAGAUCCCCGAACCGCUCUCCAUUACCUUCUAUCAUACGACUGAUGGCCAGGGUGAUCUACCAGACUGGGCUGGAUUUGCCUGUGGAUCAGCUCGACUCCAUAGCUCUAGAGAACCUGUACCUGAUCUUGUGCAGCAUGUUGAACUUGAAUGGGACUCUUCGUACUGCACGAUGAAUUUUACAAAUGAUAACUACACAGUCUGUAUGUGUACCGUCUUAGAAAUCAUUGGUCUGAUAAAGGAUGCAAUACCAACACAGGAACCGACCACACCAGAAACAGCACCCGGACCACUUGAAUUCAUUGGAAUUCCGAAUUCACUUGGCCUGACUAUAAAAAGCUACAUCGGCUACAAAAGCUGCGGCGGGGUCGUCCGACCCUAA